Prunus persica (peach) is the source of this 2048-nucleotide messenger RNA. Its product is annotated as glycogen synthase kinase-3 homolog MsK-3. Gene Ontology annotation, biological process: protein phosphorylation; signal transduction. NCBI's taxonomy places the organism in Eukaryota, Viridiplantae, Streptophyta, Magnoliopsida, Rosales, Rosaceae. The transcript has 13 exons. The coding region runs from base 459 to 1691 and encodes 410 amino acids. Gene Ontology annotation, molecular function: ATP binding; protein serine/threonine kinase activity. The record is from RefSeq and is a predicted model, not a curated record. Gene Ontology annotation, cellular component: cytoplasm.
ACAUAAAUGUUUGAGCUCUUCUCUUUCUAUUUGUCUGUGUUUUUGAGUUUUGACUGCCUUCUUCUUCACCAAACAGACAAAAACCAAACCAAAUCCAAUCUUCAUUCAUUUCAUUAACCAACCUCAACCCCUCCCCUCCCUCCUCCUUUGUAGUUUCUCCAAAAUCCAAAUCUCAAAUCUCUCUCUCUCUCUCUCUCUCUCUCUCUCUCUUCCUUUGUAGUUUCAAGUUUCAAUAACACAACCCAAAACCAAGUAAAUAGCUUGUAGCCUGGUACUAAUCAAACUUAAUCAGAUUGGAGUGAUUCUGAUUGACAUUUUCAAAAUUUCACAUCGCAUCAUCAAUCUAACCCACUGAUCAUGGCGCACCCUCACGCAGAUCGGUAAAUUAUUGAUUUGUUUUAUUAAUUUGAGAAGGGGAAUCUAGAAGGCUAUUCGCUCAGUUAUUUUUGUUUGAGCUCAUGGCUUCCGUAAGUGUGGUUCCUGCUUCUGGAAUUAGAGACCCCAGUGGAAAUGUAGUUGGUGUCGAUAGUUUGCCUAGUGGGAUGAAUGAUAUGAAAAUUAGGGAUGAAAAGGAAAUGGAAGCAACUAUUGUUGAUGGUAAUGGAACAGAGGCGGGUCAUAUCAUUGUCACAACUAUUGGUGGAAAGAAUGGCCAACCAAAACAGACAAUAAGCUAUAUGGCUGAGCGUGUUGUUGGACAUGGAUCUUUUGGAUUGGUUUUCCAGGCCAAAUGUUUAGAAACUGGUGAAACUGUUGCUAUUAAAAAGGUUCUUCAAGACAAGAGGUACAAGAACCGGGAGUUGCAAACCAUGCGUCUACUAGACCACCCAAACAUUGUGUCCCUUAAACAUUGUUUCUUUUCGACAACUGGAAAAGAUGAGCUAUACCUUAACCUUGUACUUGAGUAUGUCCCCGAGACUGUCCAUAGGGUGAUCAAACACUACAGUAAGAUGAACCAGAGGAUGCCACUUAUAUAUGUCAAACUUUAUUUUUACCAGAUUUGUAGAGCACUUGCUUACAUUCACAAUAGUAUUGGAGUUUGCCACAGGGACAUUAAGCCUCAAAAUUUGUUGGUCAAUCCACAUACUCAUCAGCUUAAAAUCUGUGACUUUGGAAGUGCGAAAGUCUUGGUAAGAGGGGAACCCAACAUAUCUUACAUCUGUUCGAGGUAUUAUCGAGCACCUGAACUUAUAUUUGGUGCAACCGAGUAUACAACAGCCAUUGACAUCUGGUCUGCUGGCUGUGUUCUAGCUGAGCUACUGCUUGGACAGCCCCUAUUUCCUGGAGAAAGUGGAGUAGACCAGCUUGUUGAAAUCAUCAAGGUUUUAGGUACCCCAACAAGAGAGGAAAUAAAGUGCAUGAACCCUAACUACACAGAGUUUAAGUUUCCCCAGAUUAAAGCUCACCCAUGGCACAAGAUAUUCCACAAGCGCAUGCCCCCUGAAGCUGUGGAUCUUGUAUCGAGGCUACUGCAGUACUCUCCAAACCUUCGAAGUACAGCUUUGGAGGCCUUAGCUCAUCCGUUCUUUGAUGAGUUGCGUGACCCUAACACCCGCUUGCCAAAUGGACGUUUCCUCCCCCCAUUGUUCAACUUUAAGGCUCAUGAACUGAAGGGAGUACCUGCAGAGAUGCUGGUUAAGCUGAUUCCAGAGCAUGCAAGAAAACAGUGUGCCUUCCUUGGGUCGUCGUGACUGUUCUUAGUAGUUGAUGUUUGCUCUGCACAGGAAAAUGUGGGCUGCUGUAGAAACGUAGCUUGUGUCCCAUUUGAAUGUGAUCGUCAUAUUGAAGCUGUAAUAUUUGUCUUUUCAAAUCCCUUGUUUAUUUGUUGUUAUAUUUAUCCGCUUUAGAUUUGUAAUGUAGAAGAAAGAAGAUUAAGAAGGUUCUUCUGCUUACUAAGUCCUCAGAUCUUAAUGGGUUUGCACACCCUUGAUUAUUAUGAUUAUUAUUCUUUUUUUCUUUUUAUAUUGAUAGAUUGUCAUGUAAGCAGAUGUUACUCAUAUACCUCAAUGGUUUGUGUUAGAUAUGUUUGACAAUGCGGUUGUACUAAA